Messenger RNA from Prunus mume (Japanese apricot), 1460 nucleotides. The record is from RefSeq and is a predicted model, not a curated record. Lineage: Eukaryota; Viridiplantae; Streptophyta; Magnoliopsida; Rosales; Rosaceae.
AGUUCUCUCUCCUUUUUCUUUUCCAUUUUCUUUAGUUUCCAUGGUUUACUCUAUACUGCUUUGAACAGAUCUCAUUUCUCUCUAUCUCUCUCUCUCUCUCUCUCUCUCUCUCUCUCUCUUCAAAGAUUUGAUCAUGCUUCUGGUCAUCUUCUCUCUGUGAAUGGCUGUUGUUAGUAUUAUUUGAAACUCUUUGCUUUCAAAUUAUAGUUUCUGUCAUUGAAUUUGGACCAAUAUAAUACUUGGUCCAAGUUGCACCAUCUCUUUCCAAUUAUUUCCUUACUGGGUUUUCUUUGAUUCCACCAUCUAGCUUUUGUAGGGGCCAAAGGUGCUUUCUUUUCUACUGGGUUACCUCUAAUUCAAGGGAAGAACAUUGAGGACUCUCAACUUCUCUUGAAGUUUCUUGUUCAACUUGUUUUUCUUUUUCUUAGACUUAGCCUCAGAACAAGAUCAAGAAGAGGUGUAGAUGGAGCCAAUUAAGUCAAAGAUGAACAAAAUGUUUUCUUCAGCAACUAAGUUCUCUGUGGAUGGCAAGGGAGGUCCCAAUGUUGAAGACUUGGAAAUCAGGCCAGGAGGAAUGUUGGUGCAAAAGCGCAAUGCAGAGAUGAAUCCCAGUUCUGUUUCAAUCCCCCCAAUCAAAGUUAGAGUGAAGUAUGGCUCUUCGUACCACGAAAUUCGUAUAAGUCCUCAAGCAAGCUUUGGGGAGUUGAAGAAAAUGUUGGCAGAACCGACUAAAUUGCAUCAUCUGGAUCAGAAGCUGAUAUUCAAAAACAAAGAGAGAGACUCCAAAGAAUAUCUUGAUGUGGCAAGAGUUAAAGACGGAUCAAAAAUUGUGUUGGAGGAGGACAUUGUGAGUAGAGAAAGGAGGUGCGUGGAGUUGCUCAGAAAUGCAAAUGCAGAGAAGUCUUCCAAAUCCUUAGCAGAGAUCAACUUGGAAGUGGACAAGCUUGCUGGCCAGGUCACAGCUUUGGAAGCAACAGCUUCUACAGGUGGGAAAGUGGGAGAGACUGAUGUGGACAAUUUGAUUGAACUUCUGAUGGUGAAGUUAAUUAAACUGGAUGGUAUUGUUGCAGAGGGAGAUUUAAAGUUGCAGAGAAGACUGCAGGUGAAAAGAGUUCAGAAUUACAUAGGAGUUCUGGAUACGUUGAAGUAUCAAAGUUCCAAAUCUAGCAGCAAUGGAGCUAAAAUCCAAUUGCAGCAACAAGAAAACCCAUUUGGCCACAUGCCAAGGGACUCAAAGCCAGUUCAGAAACAACGAGCGCCAUCGAAGCCAGAAAAAUCUGUUCGCACAAUUCCGGCACAGCAGCAACCACAGAAGCAUUCUGAGUCAGUUGUGGUUACAACAAAAUGGGAGACUUUUGAUUAAAGCAUGAAGCUUGUAAUCAAAGGGCUACUUAGAAGUAAAAGCCACCCUCCAAUUUUUUUUCUUUGACAACAGCGUUGUUAAAACAGAUAUAAAAAUA